AUGUUGGAUGAGGAUGCAGAUGGACUUCCCCUAGGAUCUGACGAUCUGAAAUGGGGACCGAUCCUUCGCUUCAUCCGCUCGCCCUUCCUUCAUAGCGCCCUGGGCCAUGCCCACUCCGUCAGCUGCGUAGGUUUUGAAGCAGCGGCAGCAGAAGCUGCAGCAUACGGACCUCAGCUUUGCGUCAUCCUCUCGCUCGCAGAUGCACCAGGUCAUGCCUAUUGGUGGCAAAAUAUCGUCUACACCAUGGCGUCCAUGGCAUUCGUAGCCGCAGUGGUUGCCAGUGCCCGGUCUCCCUCCAAAGCAGCAAAUGUGCCGCUGCCGCCGGAGAAGGCAGAGACUCUCGUAUGCCUAGCGCUGGAUGCGAUGACUGCGCUUUGCAUUGUGUUGUCUUACCCGCAUCUCAACACGUGGCUUUUACGAAUUGCCGUAGUGGCCGUCAUCGGUUGCGCUGUGGCUGCGCAGCACAGCCCCGUCCGGGAAAUUUAUCUAGAUUGGCUUGAGCCAAUCUUCGUCAUUCGCAGUGACUCUCAUAAACGGCUUCACAAUGGGCAGCGGCAGCUGUUGCGGCAAGUUGCCUGGGGUGCAGCUUGGACGCCUGAUCCCUCCAACAUGCUGCUAGGAACACACCCCAAGCAUAAAUCAUAUCUGAGAUGGACGCUAUAUCUCACUAGAAUCGAGGACAUUAUUACCCACCAAGGGUAA
Messenger RNA from Symbiodinium pilosum, 702 nucleotides. NCBI's taxonomy places the organism in Eukaryota, Dinophyceae, Suessiales, Symbiodiniaceae. The record is from the annotation of a GenBank genome assembly.